GAGAGUAUAUUUACUAACGUUGAAGUACCUGUAUCGUUUAGGCAAGCUAGUAUGCUGAGAAGCCUGGCUUGCUGGUUUAAUGGUGGGUUCACCAGCGGCGGACAGACAGGCUGCGCGUGCGUGCGUGCCGUGCCAGACGACAAACCCCGGAGCUGUGGAGUAAAGGGUGUCAGACGACGGGUGUUUAUGCACCGACAGCUGUGCGUUUGUUUGUUCAGGAAGAGUGAGAAAAAGAACCCACGCACAUUCAUAGGCAUAUCUGUCUCCUGCUUAAGGAGUAAAAAUCAAAAAUUAUCAACCACAGUGAAGUACGUGGGAAACCAGCAUAGUUCGGAUGAAGGGUCUAGUCUUACGGUAGAUAGCUAAGGCGAGUAAGGUACGGUUCGUAGGACCAGGAGCGGGAACAAGGCAGAGAAUGCAUCAGAGCGGUGACCAUAAUAGAGGCUUAGAGGAGGUACAGGAAGAAGGAAGAGAGGAGGAGGAGGAGGGCGAUUUUGAAGAGCCUUUGGAUUUAACAGGAUGGAAGUCACAAGAGAAGAAUGAUGUGAUGCAUUAUGCUACUCCCUUGCUCCCUGCUUGGUCCCGCCCUCCCCAUACUUACCGCCUGUUGUACAAGCCUGUUGUGGUAGAAGAUGUAUGGGAAGGAGAACCUGCCACAUUAACUGAUGAUGAAGAUUGUAACUUCCUUGGCUUCCGCAUCACUACAGGGCUGGUCCAAGAUGACAACACCAGGAAUGACAAGAGGAGGAGCUGUUGCUAUGUGGUUUUGGAGAAUCAGGAAGAUCCAGAAGAUAUUCCAUUGGCUUACUUGAGUCAACUUGCAAAAAACUCAACUCCAAACAAAAAGAAAAAGAAGAAAAAGAAAAGUAAAAAUAAGAUUCCAUUUGAGUACAAGAAAAAGAAGAAGAAACGACCAAAAGUAAAAUCUAAGUCAAAAGGAAGUGAAUCACAUUUCCCCUCUGAAUCUACAGAUUUAGGAAAUGUUCUUGUUCCUGAAGACCUAAGUUUGUACUCUAGGUCUUCUGGUUCUCAUUCUUGUACAUCAGAAGAACCUGACUCCUCAUCAGAGCAAGUGACCGGAGCAAUCAAAGAUCUCAGCUUAAAUGAGCAUUCAGAAUCUCCUCCAUUUUCUUUGGAAGAUGCUACAGUUAAUAAACUUCCAGAAGAGUCAAAUUCAGAUGAAAACUCCACUUCAAAUGUUGAACAGGAAAUCAAGGAACCAGUCAAAAAAUCCUUUGAUUUUUCUAGAGAACAACAGCAUUACAAUAUAGAUGGAAAAAGGUUGGAUCAAAAAGUUGAGGAAGCAGGGGAGUCUAUUAUCUCUUGUCUUGAACAGAAACUAGAAGAUAAAGAAUCAGUAGAUUCAGCUCCUUUAUCCCCACUGGAGAAAAAUGAAGAUUCAGAUGACCAGCUAGUCCCUUUUCAAGUCUCUCCAAGGUCAAGUUGCAAGGUCCCACGUGAUUAUAUGGUAAAGGCCAGUCCAGUCAGGCGUGGCUCAAAUGGUUGGGAGGAAUGUUUAAGACCUAGACCCUCUCAAGUUCAACAUUAUCAGAGUUUUAUUAUGAUGAGAAAACGUCGGGUCUCUCCUUCAUCUCAAGAAGGUAGUGUAGGAAACAAGCAGGCCAAAAUUAUUGUGAGUACCAACACUGCCAAAACAAGCCCUUCCAAAGGAAUAGGGUCCAUAACUAAAUCAUCUCACAAGGAUCAGUCACCAAAGAAAUCAUCAAUAUGUAGUUCAUCUUCAUCUUCUCAGAUAGCAGCAUCACCAGACAGCUUUAAUUCUGAAGACAGAGAGCUUUUAUCUGACAUUAGUAACCAGGAAUUGGAUCAGGACACAACUAACAAGCUUUUGGAUGCAAGUGUAGGAGAGAUCAUAUGGGCUAAACUUGGCUCGACUCGUUGGUGGCCGGCCAUAGUCAUUUGGGGGGCUGACUGUGGCCAGCCACCUGCUCGUCCUGGUCAAACUUGGGUGUUUUGGUUUGGGGAUCACAAGAUAUCUGAGCUACCAAGGGACAAGCUUGUGGACUUUGUUGAUGAUUUUAGUAGCAAGUUUACUGACUUUGCAGGAAAAAUGUUUAAAACAGGGGUUGUAGAAGCAAUUCGAGAAGUGGCUGUACGUGCUGAAGUGGAGUUUGUUGAGAGUGAUUCUGCAGGGAUGCUUAGUUGGGCCAAAAAUGGCUUUCACACAGAAUCUCAAAAACCCAAUCCUUAUACUCCUGAUGCUGGUUCACCAAUUCCUGAAAAUGUUCGCAAGCAUCUGAAUCGGAUAAAGACACAAUAUCUUCAAGCUUUGCAAUCUCUUGGUUCCCAAAACUCUUUACAGCCUCGCUUUUCACGCAUGGAGCAACUGGAAAAUAAGGACAGUGCGUUAAAGAAAGUCAGAGAAGGAAUAAUUAGAAUACAAGAUGUAUGUAUAGCAUGUGAUUCAACAUCAGUAGAAAUAGCUACUCAGCACCCCCUGAUAGAAGGAGGCUUGUGUAAGCAGUGCAAAGAUGAAACUGUAGAAACAAUGUUUGCAUAUGGAGAUGAUGGUACAAAUGCUUAUUGUGUGAUUUGUGGUCAGGCUGGAGAACUUUUGAUCUGUGAUAACAAUGACUGUAACAGGUGUUACUGUACAGGCUGUAUUGAUGUCCUCGUGGCUCCUGGGGCCCAUAAAAAGGUGCUAAAUACUAGUCCAUGGCUGUGUUAUAUGUGUCGAGAUUAUGAUCCUGAAAUAAACGGUCUCAUCAGAUGUAAGGAUGAAUGGCAGCAAAACGUAAUGCAGCUUUUCCAACCAGAGAAGCAUGUUCAACUUCCUCCUUCUCCAGAUGAUUAUAAAGAAAAAAGGCCGAUCAGGGUCCUUUCUUUGUUCGACGGGAUCGGUACAGGCAAGUUUGUUUUGGACCAGUUGGGAAUAGAAGUGGAUGCUUAUUAUGCUAGUGAGAUUGACCAGGAUGCCAUUAAUGUCUGUAUAGUCCAACAUAAACUAAGUGUUACCCAUCUUGGUCGAAUUGAAGAUGUCACUGAUGCUGAGGUAGCCAAGCUUUGUCCAAUAGAUUUUGUUAUUGGAGGAUCUCCAUGUAAUGAUCUCUCUCUGGUUAAUCCUGCCAGGAAAGGCUUGUAUGAUCCGACAGGAACAGGAAAGUUGUUUUUAUUUUUUCGUGUUCUAAAAGCUGUGCAACUAGCGAAUAAGGGAAGACAUGUUUUCUGGUUGUAUGAAAAUGUUGCAUCCAUGCCCCAGGAGUAUAAGGCAACUAUUACUCGUUUUCUACAGUGUGAUCCUGCCAUGAUUGACUCGAAGUACUUUUCUCCUCAAAAUCGGGCUCGUUAUUUCUGGGGUAAUAUUCCUGGAAUGUAUGCCCCUCUUCAGCAUCAUCUGUUGCAUCAGACGAUCAGCUUAGAUAGUGUCAUUACACCCCAUCUUAACAGGAAGGCCAUUGUUGAGAAAAUUAGAACAGUUACAACACGCAGCAACUCCCUCCGACAAGGGAAGAAAUGUCUGCUGCCAGUUACUAUGAAUGGGGAGAGUGAUGUUCUGUGGGUCACAGAACUUGAACAGACUGAAUACUUUUACAGUAAAUGCUCCAAACCUGACCUUUUCAGGGUUUUUGGCUUUCCAAGACAUUAUACUGAUGCUGGAAACAUCCCGCUUGGCCGGCGUCAGCAGCUGCUUGGGAAAGCAUGGAGCGUACCUGUGAUCAAACACCUUUUCAUGCCUCUGAAGAACUUCUUCAAACUGGUGCCAUCUUCAUCAUCAUCAUCACCUGCCACCUCUUCUCCCACAGUGACCACCACUGCCACAACAGUUAGUGCUGUUGUCAUGCCAACCUCUUCCUGAGUAAGAUGGGUGGCUAGUAGUUAGUGUAAUAACACUUUUUUUUUUUUCUGUAUCUAAAUUAUGAGUAUAUGUUACCCUGUGGGGACAUAAAUUGUGUAUAUAGUUUUAGAAUCCAUGUGUUAUGUUACAUCCAUGGUUUUACUGUCCGUGUUUUAAUAAGAGUUGUGUGUAACCUAGCUGGAUUCGGGGUAUCCCCAUUUUUACACUGCCAUUUUACCCAUUAUCCCUCCUUUUGUAUUUUGUUUAUGUUUAAAGGGUAUAAUAAGUUUAUUUUUCUUUUGUUUUGCAAUAUAUCUUUUCUCAUUAAAAAGGAUUUUGUCACGAUUUAAAAUGAAAUUUUAGCAUAAAGAUAUUCUUUUGUGUAAGAGUUUGUUAACAGUCAGGUAUUUCAACAUUUAAUGUAUACUUGGCAAAGUACUUGUCAUUCAGACCACAACUGGUGUUGGUAUGAAUCAUAACGAUGUUGCAUAAAAAAAAGGUCUUGGAUAAAGGUCAUUCAUUUUUUUUCAUCUUGCACACACUGUUGUUAAUUAGAUUAAAUCAUUUUCAGUGAUUGAAAUGUUUUACUUCCUUUUGCAUCUUUAGUUGAAUAAUUCAGUAUUUUUUAGAGAAUAUUCUUACAAUUUCUUUUUUGUGUAGUUGGGUAUUUUCCUAAAGAAAACAUAGUUAUUCCCUGUAUACAUAAUACUUGUUAGUCCAUUAACAUCUAUGGAAACAUCGUAAGUGGUUGUUGAAAUUGAGUGAAGCACACAUUUUGUUUUAUCUUUCUGUUCAAUACAACAAAACCUAACAUUAUUCCUGUGAAAAUUUAUAUAUUGGCUAAAUAGUUAGACCAUGUACAUUUAGUAAAUUAUUCAUUGUUUACUUGCACUUUUUGAAAGCAACUUACUAUUGCUAAUGUUUCAUAGAUUUUUUUACAAUACAUCAUCUUUAGAGCAAAAAUAUUGAAUGUUAUACUCUGAAUGAAAAUGAAGUCAAAUACUUGAACCCAAGUAGUUGAAAUUCUCUACAAUUUUAUUAGGUGUCUGUCAUUUUCCUAUCCAUGUUCUUGUUUUAUUAGGAGCUUCUUAAGAUCCAUAUCAAAACUCUUUAACACAGUCAUUAAAACAGAAAGUUGUUCUUGCAAAUUUUGUUGCAUGUAAAUCAGGAGUGUCUUGUAUUUGGAGAAAUCAUUUUCUGAAACAAAAAUGUCUUGCUUUUUUUUUCUUUCAUAAUUAUUACUUUAAAAUGUUAAACAAAUUACUAAAAAUUGAAUAUGGGUUAAGUAACUCAAAGCCUAAUUUAUAUCAUCAGAAAAUUAUUUGUAGAUGACAAAAUAUUGCACUAGAUGGCUCUGGAAUCCAGCCACUCUUAUCACCUUUUCUCAAUAGAGAAGAUUCACAUGUUGCAAUAGCCUUUACUGUGGUUUUAACCAAAGAACUUUACUGCAUUUACUCUUUUAAUGCAGAUUUUUUUUAAAAUGUGACAGGUAAGUACAGCUUAGCUUAGGAUCAUUGUUAUGUCUUAACAUUAUCAGUACAAGUCUCAUGCAUGAUAUACUCAAUAAUAAGUUUUAUGGCCUUGUAGUGGGAAUUCUUAAGGCUAUACAAAGCAUCACAAUUAUUUUAUUUCAGCUUUUGAGUCUGUAAUCAUCUCAUUAAUUGUAUAGUUAGUACAAAAUGCAAUUUACCAGAAAUUUUAUAUUUUUAACUAUUUAUCUGAAUUUUAAUAAAGUAACAGUCUUAAUUUUUUUUGUUUAUCAUGCACAGUGCAAGUAGGCAUAGAAUUUAAAAGGAAUUUUUUCCCCCUGACUCAUGUAUCCUUAUACGUUUCUGGCAACUACAGUUCACUUACCUAUUGGAUUUUAGUAACCAGGGUCUUUUGGUAGAUAUUUUUUGUAAUUUUAAAGUUGGAAGCAAAUGGUAUUCGCCAUCUUUUAGAAACUGCCAAAAAAACCUGUUGUAUACAUUUUUAAAGUGUAGCUUUAGAUUAUUUCUAGGUAAGUACUGAUAAAUAUUGUUAAGCUAUGGGUUUUUAUAUAUAUUUUUUUUUAAUGUUGGGUUUUCGUGGUAAAUAGUAAAGACUAACAAUUCAUGUAAUUGAAUCUUGUGUAAGGGUAUCAAACCUUGAAAAGUACAACACACAAGAACUUGGAUUGUUCACUUGGUGGCUAAUAUGUGUAAACCUUAAUCAACCUCUCUUUGUUCUUUGAUGUUAAACAUUUGUUGUAAUUCCUAGUAAACAUUUAAGAAGAAAUAUUAAAAAAUACCAUAAAUGUAGAGUAAACAAUGACAGACUUUGGUAGGAUUUUCUAAUACAUGGGAUUUUCACAAACUCUUUAAGAUUUAUUAGUUUUAAAUAUUUGGACAUUGUUUUAAAGUUACACAAAAGGUUUUUCAAUUGAUGAUUUAAAUUAAUAUGAAUCCUUAGGUGCAAAACAUAUUUCAUAAAAUUUGGCCAGUUCAAUUUUUCAUAGAUGAAACUCUUAAUAUCAUAUUUUUUCUUCCACUUAUGGGUGUUGCAUGUAAUCAUUUUUCAUAAGAGUAAUAUUUUAUAUUAUCUAUGUUAUAAAGGCAGUAAAAUCCAAAGCACAGUUAUAAAAACACUUCUUUCAGGUCAGGCUCUGAUAAAUUUGUUUUUUAACAAAAUAUAAGCAUAAGAACAGAAAGUUUCUUUCUGCAAAUAUUGACACUUUUGCCAAAAAAAUAGAAUAUUUUGGUGACAGGUAUAUGGAAGCUAACUGUAUGCUUGAACAUUACAAUGUAACAAACAGACAAGAAUGAGCCCAUUCAUUUUGGUAUCUUUGAAACUUCUAUAUUCAAUAUUACACAGCUUUUGUAUCAGCAUCAUUUAGAAACACAAGAAUCCUUUUAAAUAUUUGUCUUCUUUAAGAACUAGAAAAAUUAAUACCAAAAAGGAUAUGAGAAAAAAGACAUAGAAAUUAUAAAUAUAAUAUUCUUUCAUUAACACUUAAUUACAUCAAUGCAAGUAACUAUUAAAUUAAAACACAAAAAACUGUGAAGAGAGGCCAUCAUUAACUUAUUUGAAUGUGGAUAAGUGGUAUCAAGUUUGUGUUUUGAACUGCAAGCACUUUUAUGUGUUGUUUUAACUUUUAUUAAAUAGAAAAUACUCAGUACCUUGUGUAAGCAGCAUUUUGGAUAGGUGUUGUAUAUAAUCUUGUUUUCAAUAUCAGUUUAGUAUUUGCCUCCUUUUUAUGUCAGGGUGAGUAAGUUUUACAGUUUUUUUAUUCUGUGCAGUUACUGUGAUGCUGCAAGUGUUAGUUUUCCAGUACAUUAUCAUUUACUGUUUCUAGAUAGUUAGACUGCUAAAUUUUAAAAUCCUUAUAACUUAGUUACUUUAUUUCUGGCAUAUACCAACUAUACUUUUUAUAAAUACAUGUAAUAGCUUAUAUUGAAGGUUGAGAAUAUUAGUUGUGAUAAAAAUGCUUUAGUGUUGCAAAAUAUAAACUGAUUAGUGUGCUGAUAUAUAUUUUUCGUGAAUGGUACAUCAUCAUGGAAAUGUAAGAAAAUUAUUAUUUUUUUCAAAGAGGAUUGUUAAUUUUUAGUGCAGUUUCACCAAACCCACUAAUUUAUUUUUGUCUUUAAGUUCAACAUUUGGAGAAUCUUGUGUAGUAAGGAGGGGGUUUGAACUUUAGAAAAUAAUACAUAACAUACUAUAAGGAGGCUGAAGUGUUUUUUUUUUAUAAUUAUUUGUUAGAAUCCAGUUGUGUGCAGUUGGAAUAAUGGAGAGUCAGAACUAAUUUGUACAACAUUUUGGUAUCUGCUGUUUAUUUAUAUAUGUUAAUAGUUUCUUUAAUAAUAAGUACCUGAAUGUCGAAUGGCCAUCAGUACAAUCAGAGCUAGGCUGAAUCUUGCCUUAAGUUUCUUUUUGUUUCUAAAAUGAAAGUAGAAAAAAAAAUUUCGAAUAUGGAGUAAAAAUUGUAGACCACCAUUCUUUACAAAACGUUCAAAGCUUGAUUGUUUUUUUGUUUUGUUUGUGUGUAUACGAAAAAAGUAUGACAUUUUCGUACUGAAAAAACAGUUGUAAUAUCCAACUGUAUUUUGGGAUUUAGAUACUUUUUCUAAAAUUAUUCUUAUUGUCCUAGUCAAUCUACAGUACGUUAAAUAUCAUAUCAAUUAAUCCAGUAAGGCCUGUUAUGUUUUACUGCUGGCUAAGAGUUAACUUGCUAUGUUUUGUAUAAUGCAAAUCUGUUACUUUAUUCACUAAGCAGUUAAAACACACUCUUUGUUAUUUAAAGUGUUUGCAUUUAUUACCAUAAAUGUUCAUUGUUGCAUAGUUAAUUACAUUUUUAGUAAUUGGAUCUAUACGAUCAAAUUGUAUUUUGAAUUUGUUUAACUUGAAAUUUCAUAAAGAAAUCAAUUGAUCAAUUACCUUGUCAAGAGGUAGACUUAAAAUAGAUCAGUCCCUUCAUAGUUAAUUGAUUUAAGAUAAAGUUAAUUUUAUUUUGUAUUAAUAGGUGUUUAGAAACGAAGCAUUGCUAUUAGAUAGACAAUGGGGUAAUAAGUAAUCAAUGUAAUGGGAUCGAGGAAAUAUUGUCAAAAAUUGUAUGAUACAUUGUGGUCGUUCAGUAAUAAUUUCAAUCACUUAAUUCAGUUGUUGUUAUUAACUUUUAUUGAAAUGAAAAUUAUAACAAUUAUAUUGAAAUAAUUAUAAACCGAGUUUUUUUUUUCAAAAAGUGGAAUUGCUUCACGUUUAAGUUCAUUUUCACUGUUUAAUGUUUGAAAUUGUGGUUAAAUUGUUUCGAGAUUUUACAGUUUCAUUUAUUUUUGAAAGUAUUUUAAAUAUUAUACUCUAAAAUCAUGAUGUAAUGGUUAUUUGUUGUUCUGAAGACUUUUCCUUUACGGAUGAUACAUUAAGUUAAUUCUGCAUGUUAAAAUUAUAUUCUCUUCCUUGGUGGUCAGUGUUUUUAAUUAAUUUAACAAGUAGACACAUCACUGCCAGUUUCGCCGUUUAUUGGCGGUAGUAUAAAUCGAUCUUUGAUAACUUUGCUCUACGGAUUCACGAGACGGUCAAAGCCAGUUUGGGUAAAUAUCCGGAUGAGUAUUAUAGCAAAACUAAAAACACUGGUAAAAGUUUUAUACUUUUCACGGAGAUCCUUGCAAGUGUUCGUUUUUUAUUUAUUUAUAGGUGGUGUAAUCAAGAGGUUAUUUUAAAAACGUUCAUGAGAUUUCAAUGUUGUAGCAUGUACCUUUUGUAGGAUGUGACAUACUUGAGUUUGAUCAAAGUAGUGAGCUUAGCAAGUUUUGUGAUAUUGCAAGAAGUUUAAGACGUUGAAUUAUAAUGGAAAUGGUUGUUUCGUUGUGCAUUAGAGUAGACAUGUGCUUACAGAUGUGUGAAGGGAUGGUCUAUAAAAACAGCGGGAUUUAAUAAGAAACUGAAAUCAUUGUUUCUACUUUUGUAACGAAUGUUUUAAUAAUGAAGAAGUGUAUUAUUUUCUGUUAUAAUUAUUUGCAUCUAAAGUUAAUGAGAGAAUAUUAGCUGAAAAAAGUGUAUUACAUUGGUACCUUUCUAGUAACUUCCAUGUAAGUAUAAAUUCGUUUGGUAACGUUAUAUAUUUAUUUUUUUAUAAAGAAUCUGUAUUUCAAAAUAAACCUUGAAGUAAAACUAUAAUUUUGUAGAAUUGAAGAUUAACAUUGAAAACGGAAUUUCUAAAUCAGACAAUAAGUAAAAGUUAAAUCGUUAAAUAACACCGAGACAUUUGGUGAAUCAUAUGAAAUUUGUACACUUCUUUAUAAGUUUAUUACAUUUUGAAACACAGUUCUUGUCAAAUAAUCCGCUCUUUUGUAGACUUUUCUAUACUUUUAUUGUUACAGUAUUCAAAGUUAGUUACCGAGUGAAAUUGCUAUUUUCGCAUGCGCGAUCUCGCAUGUCCUGUUAAAAAGACGAGACUUCGAUAUAUUAGGAAAAUUGUUUAUAGUAAAUCAAAAUAAAGUUUAAGAAACGUUUAAAUUGGAAAGACAUUUCAUCGUGAUUACCUAGAGCAAGAUAUACAAUAAGUUUUAAUCCGUAUUAAAGCGAGUAAUAAAAACACAAGAAACAAUGCGAUGGUGUGGUUAAAGGAAUGGUCACCAGUGAGUUAAAUAUGUUUUAGCGAUACUAAAAUUAUUUUGCUGUUGAUAUAUGUAACUAAAAGGAAAUUCUGUGAGAAAUAGAAAAAAAAAUGUCAUUGAAAUUACUUGGAUAACGUCUUCAUAUUUUUUAAGUAAUAGUUUACAAAUCUUUAGCUGCAUCAGUAACAGGAUGGAGAGCUCAGAUACGUAAUUUUGUUUUGAAAUUGUUAAUUAAACAGUUUAACAGCGGUCAUGAUAGAGAUAUUUAAGGUAUAGUAACUAGUGUUACUGCUGUGUUUUGAAAGUAGUUCGUGUGUGAAUAGUCCAUCACACACGUGUAAAGUGAACAGGGUGCAAUUUGAGCUUGGAAGAUUGUUGAUUAUUUAUUUCAAAAGAAUGUUUCGGAUGUUAUUACUUGUUGGAAAAAUUUAUUUUGCAAAGAAAAUCCAUUUCAAAAUGCUGAAAUUUUCUAUUCAUCGAUUGAUAAUAAAUAAACGUCAUAGAAUUAAAGCGUGCUGAAGGAUUUUUAUCAGAUGAGUGCUGAAUAGUGCAAUGGUACUUUGUGAUAACCGGUGAAAUAAGUUACUGGUUUGCUGAAACCUGACAAACCACUGCCAGUACCACUUGCUGUAUUCUUCAAGCAACAGCAAAUUAAUGUGAUGUUAUUGUACUGAAAGAAAACAUAAUCUAGUGAUAUUGAGACGUAUUUGUAUUGGUCAAGUUUUUGUCGUUGCUGCUGUUGUUUUUAUACGUUUUCAGAAGUAUGAAUACUUUAAAGCUUUAUAGGUUUUUGAUGGUAAAUGCUAACCGGGCUGUACCGACGUAGUGAUGUGUAUGUGACAGUUUUGGUAUAAAUGAAAGUUUUUAAACCAAA
Molecule: messenger RNA, 10741 nt
Organism: Limulus polyphemus (Atlantic horseshoe crab)
Lineage: Eukaryota; Metazoa; Arthropoda; Merostomata; Xiphosura; Limulidae
Product: DNA (cytosine-5)-methyltransferase 3A-like
Biological process (GO): regulation of gene expression
Cellular component (GO): nucleus
Molecular function (GO): methyltransferase activity
Source: RefSeq, a predicted model, not a curated record